Molecule: messenger RNA, 1974 nt
Organism: Klebsormidium nitens
Lineage: Eukaryota; Viridiplantae; Streptophyta; Klebsormidiophyceae; Klebsormidiales; Klebsormidiaceae
Source: the annotation of a GenBank genome assembly
ACGGUUAAAAAUCGGCUCCGAUCAAUCAGCGAGUGCUGCCGCCUUCACUGUCAAAGAAUGAAGAAAAGCAGGAAGAAAAGAAGACGGUGCUGCCGCUGCCAGUGCCGCUGGCACGCCGCGCGAGUCAGCUCCAGUGCCAAUACCGGUACGGCGGUAGUGGCUGCGUGCAGCUGACAAAACAACCGCCGGUAGACAAGACGGCACCCAGUUUGCCCCUUUUCUGCAUGUGACAUGGAGCUUCGGCCGAUGUAUUCAGGAGCCAGGGACAGCGCUUCAAAGCAGGCCCGCAAGCAUUCAUUCGACCUUGAGGUGAAGCAUAGGGUCUGCUGGCUGCACACAUCCUUCUCUGCAGCUACUUUGAUAUCUGUGAGCUUGAGCUUCCUGUAUAGCUGCACAGCUGCUGACACAAGGGGUAUAGAUGUUGGCAGCCUCGCACCACACAUUGUGCAGCCAGAGGAUGCAGAAUCCAGCCAAGGGGAUCCCUCAUGGCACACAUUGCCAUCUGAGCCGGGUUUGCAGUCUGCAUAUCUAACAGCGCCAUCGAAAGGCAAAGGUCCUGGUUUCAACAUCUGGGGGCCAGGCAGCAGAAGCUGGGGCAGGGACGUGGCACCUAAUGUGAAGAGAAGGACUUUGGAACGCCGGCGCCUGCUGCAAGCUUCAGGCAGCUCGGGCUCAUGUCAUUACGUGGUGGUUGGGGGCACCACUCAGAGCACCAUUUCCACCGCCGUCUGUGCAUCCACCACCUUCGGAAGUGCAGAGCCCUUCGUUGCCUGCUGCACCAUCCAGUGUGCAAACUCUGCGGGCAGCCCCGCCUUAUGCGCGUGCACGGGCUACUCCGACGAAGCGGUCACAUGCAGCGGGAGCUUACCUCUGGCGGGCUGUUGCUCACAUGCCGCGGGGGCCUCUCAAGCGAACCCUCCGGCCCUAUCCACUGGUGCCCCUGUCCCGACGGUCGCCCCUAACUUAACCCCAACAGUCGUCCCCACAUUAUCCCCAACGGUCGCCCCUACCUUGGCCCCAACUGUAGUCCCAAGUUUAUCUCCAAGCCCACUCGUAACAACAGGAGCCCUUGUCAUCUCCCCUCCCUCCUCAAUGCCGACUGCCGCUUCAACUGUGGCUCCGUACCCUCCUCCAGCCGGGUCCCCACUGCAACCCCCUCCGUCUCAAGGGCCUCCUAGCAACACCCAACCAGUGGCUCCACUGGCGCCUCCUUCAAACAAGGGUGGAGGGGGGGCCAACAUAAGAACCGCAGCGGCGGUGGCUGCCCCGUUGUUUGCAUUCGUUGCCACUGCGGCUAUCUGGGCCGUUUUCGCUUACAGAUAUCGCACCAGAAAGGAGGCCGUCGUGCGCCGCACAAUCCUACUGUGCACCGACCGUGACCCCACACCAACGCUGCCCAACCGGGGCCAAUACCGUCAAGAGCUCGUGGAAGAGAACCUGCGCAAGAUGCUGACGUCAGUGCUGGCGAAAUGGGACUCGUGGAAUGGCUGCUCGCAGAAGACGACUUUUCCAUCGCGGGGAGAGUUCGGGAUAUGGAAGCAGCGGUUCUACGGGAAGGAGGCCGAGGUGUUGUUAGCAGCACUGCUUGAGGUGGACCAAGGUUUCGGUUCGCAAGAGGGGUAUGUAGGGGUAUUGGACAGGUGGCAGCAAGAGCAAGCAAGCCGGAGCUAUGUUGUUGCCAAGCUGUGUAAAUAUGUGGAGGAAGCAGGCGAGGGUUGGUCCAAGCCGGACCUAACAUGACGUAUCUACGUUGUUGAACAGACUCCUGUGGGAGGAGGAGGUAUGAUAGACUGUAAUUUCUUCUUGGGACCAGCUAGGCAAAUAAGCGCCACGUGCAUGCAGUUGCCAUACAACCAACUAUGCAACCGUACAACCGGUUGCUAUGACCAAACGCGGCGUUCGAUUCCAUGGCAAACUUGUCAAUAUCGUAUGGGUGAGGAAGUGGCGAGAAAGUCGUUUAUCAUGCUGUCACGG